Messenger RNA from Prunus armeniaca (apricot), 444 nucleotides. The record is from the annotation of a GenBank genome assembly. Lineage: Eukaryota; Viridiplantae; Streptophyta; Magnoliopsida; Rosales; Rosaceae.
AUGGGAAGGGGGAGUAGCAGUCCAAUUGAUGUUGUGGAUCCAAGCUGGGAGUUGUAUGUCCUGAGAUCCAGAGGAAAACAGAUCAGCAGGGGGAAAUCUACAAUAUGUUGCUUGGUUUUACAGCUGUGUAUCGUUUUUACCAUUAUCCUGAUAUAUAGUUCUCGGUUGCGGAUUGGUCAGAUAUUGGUAUUGCCUCCUUAUCAACACAAGGGUUUUGGACGAUACCUUCUUGAGGUUUUCAAUGAUGUUGCAAUAUCUGAAAACGUCUAUGCCCUAACAGUUGAAGAACCAUUGAAUUACUUUCAACAUGUACGCACUUGUGUUGAUGUACUGCGCCUUCAUAAGUUCGAUCCAAUCAAGCAUGCAGUCAGCUCAGCAGUUUCACAACUAAAGCAAGGAAAAUUGUCGAAGAAGACACACUCCUCGACUCAUGCCAGACACUAG